Molecule: messenger RNA, 582 nt
Organism: Nicotiana attenuata
Lineage: Eukaryota; Viridiplantae; Streptophyta; Magnoliopsida; Solanales; Solanaceae
Product: elicitor-responsive protein 3
Exons: 5
Coding region: 1-582 (193 amino acids)
Source: RefSeq, a predicted model, not a curated record
AUGAAGGGAGGACUCCUUGAAGUUUUUGUUGUAAGUGCCCAAGGCAUUAGACACUCCAACAUUCUUGGGAAACCAUCGUACUAUGUCGUUGUUGAAUGUGGAUCUCAAUCCUACAGAACAAAAACCUCCUCAGGUAAUUCAAAGGAAAUAUUGUGGAACGAGAAAUUUAAGUUUGAAUUGCAAACUUCCAAGUUAGAAUUAUGGUACUACCUUAAACUAAAAAUUAUGGACGAGGAAUUUUUCACAGCCGGUGGAUUUGUUGGUGAAACCACAAUUUAUCUGAAAGGAAUAAUUACUGAGGGGAAUGAAAAGGGAUUCAUGGAAGUGGCACCAGUUGCUUACAAUGUGGUGCUUGAAGAUGACACAUACAAAGGCCAGAUAAAAGUUGGACUCAGAUUCACUCCUAUCAAUAAAACAGUACAAACAAUGGAAAGAGAAAAUGCUUCAAAGGAAAAUGUAAAUAAUGGAGUUGGGCAAUUCAUCUAUAGCAAAAUCAUUAAUCUAUGGGGAAACACCUGGUGGAGAAGCUUCAUUCCUUAUGGGGAUGUUAAUAGUAGUAUUGACAAAAAUAAGCCAAAUUAG